UCCCCUUUAACACUUCUCUCCCCCCCCCCUGCCCCCCAGGUGUUCUUUCGGGCAGGGACCUUGGCUAAGCUGGAGGAGGAGCGAGAUACGCAGCUGUGCAGAAGCAUCACCCUCUUCCAGGCCGCCUGCCGGGGAUUCCUGGCACGCCAGCACUUCAAGAAGAGGAAGAUCCAGGACCUGGCCAUCCGCUGCGUUCAGAAGAACAUCAAGAAGAACAAGGGAGUGAAGGACUGGCCUUGGUGGAAGCUCUUCACCACCGUCCGGCCUCUCAUUGAAGUCCAGCUCACGGAGGACCAAAUCAGGGCCAAAGAUGAAGAAAUCCAGCAGCUGAAGGGCCGUUUGGAGAAAGUGGAGAAGGACCGGAACGAACUGCGGCUGAGCAGCGACCGCCUGGAGGGCAAGGUCGCAGAGUUGACGUCGGAGCUAACGGACGAGAGGAACACAGGAGAAUCGGCUUCCCAGCUUCUGGACGCGGAGACGGCCGAACGCCUCCGGGCAGAGAAGGAGAUGAAGGAACUGCAGGCCAAGUACGAUGCCCUCAAGAAACAGAUGGACUCCAUGGAGAUGGAAGUGAUGGAGGCCCGCUUGAUCCGGGCGGCUGAGCUCAACGGGGAGAUGGACGAUGACGACACAGGUGGGGAAUGGCGCCUGAAGUACGAGCGGGCAACGCGGGAGAUCGACUUCACCAAAAAGCGGCUGCAUCAGGAGUUUGAGGACAAGCUGGAGGAGCAGCAGCAGAGCAAGCGGCAGCUAGAGAGACGGCUGACCGACUUGCAGGCGGACAGCGAGGAGACCCAGCGGGCACUGCAGACCCUGAAGAAGAAAUGCCAGCGGCUGACGGCCGAACUGCAGGACACGAAGCUCCACCUGGAAGGGCAGCAGGGCCGCAACCACGAGCUGGAGAAGAAGCAGCGCCGGUUUGACGGCGAGCUUUCCCAGGCUCACGAAGAGGCGCAACGCGAGAAACUCGGGCGGGAGAAACUGGGACGAGAGAAGGACAUGUUGAUGGCGGAGGUCUUUGGCCUCAAGCAGCAGCUGGAGGAGAAGGAGGCCCAGAUCGCCACCUCCAGCCAGAAGCUCCAGGGCCUGGAGGCCGAGCUGCAGGACCUCUCCUGCCAGGAGUCCAAGGACGAAGCCUCCCUCGCCAAAGUCCGCAAGCAGCUGCGCGACCUGGAGGCCAGAGCCAAAGACCAGGAGGAGGAGCUGGACGAGCAGGCGGGCACCAUCCAGAUGCUGGAGCAGGCCAAACUCCGACUGGAGAUGGAGAUGGAGAGGCUGCGACAGACGCACUCCAAGGAAGUGGAGAGCCGCGACGAGGAAGUGGAGGAGAUCCGCCAGUCGUGUCAGAAGAAGGUGAGCCAGGUGGCCAGAAUGUGGCGGCUCAUUCGGAAGGUCGCCAAAGGGGAAAUCGCGGGAUACUGCAACCGGCGUAAAAAUGAGUCCGUUGCCGAGUGCCUAAAUGUUGAUCGCAUGACCCUGGGUCGCAAGUGUGAGGAACGGUCAUAA
Thamnophis elegans (Western terrestrial garter snake) is the source of this 1506-nucleotide messenger RNA. Its product is annotated as unconventional myosin-XVIIIa-like. Lineage: Eukaryota; Metazoa; Chordata; Lepidosauria; Squamata; Natricidae. The record is from RefSeq and is a predicted model, not a curated record. The transcript has 11 exons. Gene Ontology annotation, molecular function: protein binding. The annotation marks the transcript as partial.